AUGAGCCUCGAGCUGGCCGGCGGCAGUUUCCAGCACGUGCGCCAGCUCGAGCGGCUCGACCUCAGCUUCAACAACAUCUGGGCGUUCCCCGAGGGCGUGUUCUGCCCGCUCACCAACCUGGUCACGCUCAACAUGAGCUGGAACCGCCUGCAGGACAUCAGCGAGGUGGGCUUCCGGGAGAAGACGCCGCCCCCGCAGCCGCUCAUCAGCCAGGACGAGGAGCCGCCCCCGGAGCCGCAGCCCCCGCAGCCGCCCCCGCCGCCGUCCGCGCCCUGCAGUCUGGACGUGCAGGUGCUCGACGCGUCCUUCAACCACUUCGUGCUGAUGCCCAGUCGCGGGUUCAGCGCGUUGCGCAGACUACGAGAACUCUACCUGCACGACAACGAGAUCUCCAUGGUCGCCGAUCGAGCCCUGGGCGGGCUCAAGGCGCUUGAAGUUUUCGAUCUGUCGAAUAAUAAAGUGGUUGCGCUUCCGCCCGAACUGUUUGUCGAGUGCGAUGCUGUUAUUAAAGAGAUCCAUCUUCAGAACAAUUCGAUCAGUGUGCUAGCGCCGGGGUUAUUCACGAACCUGGGGCAUUUGUUGUUGUUAGACUUAUCUCGGAAUCAUCUCACCAGUGCGUGGAUAAACAGUGAAACCUUCUCUGGUCUCAUACGAUUGGUAUUGUUAAAUCUGUCCCAUAACAGAAUUACAACUCUGGAUCCUUCCUUGUUCCGAGAUCUGUAUACUUUGCAAAUUCUUAAUUUAGAACGUAAUCAAAUUGAAACUAUUCCGGCCGAUACAUUUGCCCCCAUGAAUAAUCUGCACACCCUCGUGCUUUCGUUUAAUAAAAUCUCGUACUUAGAUGCGUACGCUCUCAACGGUUUGUACGUACUUAGUUUGCUCUCCCUCGACAACAACCAGCUGAAAGAAGUGCAUCCCGAUGCGUUUCGCAAUUGCAGCAGUUUGCAAGACUUGAACCUCAACGGCAACGAGCUGACGAAGGUGCCACUCGCGCUGAAAGACAUGAGACUGCUUCGCACCGUUGAUUUGGGCGAGAACAGCAUCUCGGAUCUCGAUGACCCCGGUUUUUCGGGGAUGAACAACCUGUACGGACUGCGGCUAAUCGGCAACCAGUUGUCCAACCUCAGCAAAAAGGUUUUCUCCGACCUGCCGUCGCUACAGAUCCUUAACUUGGCCAGAAACCGCAUCGAAAAAGUCGAGCCCGGGACUUUUGACGCGAAUAAGAACCUGCAGGCGAUUCGCCUCGACGCUAACAUGCUCACCGACAUCUCCGGACUGUUUGUGGACGUUCACAGCCUGCUUUGGCUUAACAUCUCCGACAACCAACUGGACUGGUUUGAAUACGCCUCUUUCCCCACCACGCUGCAGUGGUUGGACAUCCACAAAAACAGUAUUCCCGAGCUAGGGAACUACUACAACCUGGAGUCCGAGCUUCACAUUCAGACGUUAGACGCGAGUUUUAAUAAGCUUACGCACGUCACGGCGAAAUCUGUUCCUAACAGUGUCGAGCUCUUGUUUUUGAAUGAUAACCUCAUUCACACGGUAGACCCCCACACGUUCGUGAAUAAAACAAACCUGACGCGUGUGGACCUGUACGCGAAUCAAAUCGUUAGUAUGGAUUUGAACGCGCUUCGCUUGUCCCCGGUCGACCCGACGCGUCCGCUGCCUAGCUUUUACAUAGGCGGAAACCCGUUUCAGUGCGACUGCACAAUGGAGUGGCUGCAACGCAUCAAUAACCUGGACCACCUCCGCCAACAUCCGCACGUGCGUGAUUUGGAGAGCAUCUACUGCAAGCUGAUGUACAACCGGCACCGCACCUACAUCCCACUAGUCGAGGCGGAGUCCUCCCAGUUUCUGUGUACGUACAAGACGCACUGUUUCGCGUUGUGUCACUGCUGCGACUUCGACGCGUGUGACUGCGAGAUGACCUGUCCCACGAACUGCACGUGCUACCACGACCAGUCGUGGUCGUCGAAUAUUGUCGAGUGCUCCGGGGUGGAGUACUCGAAGAUGCCUAGUCGAAUUCCGAUGGACGCUACGGAGGUGUACCUCGAUGGGAACAGUUUCGGGGAAUUAUCGAGUCACUCGUUUAUAGGGCGGAAGUACCUCAAAGUACUGUACGCAAAUAACUCAAACAUUGCCGCGAUUUACAACCACACUUUCAGUGGUUUGCAGAGGUUGUCUGUGCUGCAUUUGGAAAACAACCGCAUCAAAGAGUUGCGCGGUUUCGAGCUGGAGAGUUUAGGCCACCUGCGGGAGCUGUACCUACAGCACAACCAGAUCCGCUCGAUAGACAACCGGACCUUUUCGCACCUGCAACAACUGGAGGUGUUGCGCAUCGACGGCAACCGACUGGUCGCGUUCCCGGUGUGGUUGUUCGCGCGCAACCCGUACCUCGUGGAAAUCGCGCUCAGCGACAACCAGUGGUCGUGCGACUGCCAGUACGUGCACCGGUUCCGCACGUGGCUGCAGGGCAACUACGUCAAAGUGGUGGACGCGAGCAAGAUCGUCUGCGUGUUCAACAACGUGACCAACGCCGUCGGCCCGCCGCUCGCCGACUUCAACACGACGUCGUGCGCGGCGUUCGCUGGCGGCUCGACCGCCGUCGUCGAGAGCCAGGUCAUCGAAGACUACCUUCCGCUGCUGCUCGUGACGCUGUGCGUGUUCCUGCUGAGUGCGGGGCUCGUGUGCGGCGCGUUCUACUACCGGCGGGAGCUGCGCGUGUGGAUCUACUCGCGCUGCGGGCUGCGCAUGUGCUACAAGACGACGGCCUUCGAAGAGGAGCAGGACCGCGACCGGCUCUUCGACGCGUACGUCAGCUACAGCGUCAAAGACGACGCCUUCGUCAGCGGCACGCUCGCGCCGGGCCUCGAACAGGUGGACCCCAACUACAGGCUGUGCCUGCACUACCGGGACUUCAACGUGAGCACGUUUGUCGCGGACACGAUAAUCGAGGCGGUGGAGUCUUCCCGAAGGACUAUAGUCGUGCUGUCCAAGAACUUCCUGCACUCGGAGUGGUGCCGCUUCGAGUUCAAGUCGGCGCUGCACGAGGUGAUGAAGGACCGCCGACGCCGGCUCAUCAUCGUGAUAUACGGCGAGCUGCCGCAGCGGGACAUAGACCCGGACUUGAGGCUGUACCUCAAGGCGAACACGUGCAUCGAGUACGGGGACCGCCUGUUCUGGCAGAAGCUGCGCUUGCCCCACCCGACGUAA
Gryllus bimaculatus (two-spotted cricket) is the source of this 3213-nucleotide messenger RNA. Lineage: Eukaryota; Metazoa; Arthropoda; Insecta; Orthoptera; Gryllidae. The record is from the annotation of a GenBank genome assembly.